GCCUGCAAGAAGUAGUUGCCGAGAAGUUUCUCCUUUCUUUGACCCACUUUAUCUCUAUAAUUAUUUAUUUGGGAUAAGUUCUGCAACUCUAUAAUUGGACCUCUUGCUAGAUUGUAAUCGCUCAUACGUACUGAGAGCAUGACUUCUUCUUCUAUGGCCUUUCAAUCAGGAGCUUCUUCCUCUUCUUCAUCCUCUUCAUCUCCUUCCAUCCAUCCAUGGAAUCAUGAUGUAUUCUUGAGCUUUAGAGGUGAAGAUACUCGCAAUAAUUUUACUGCCCAUCUAUAUGAUGCUCUAGAUCGAAAGGGAAUCAACACUUACAUAGACUACGAACUUAGAAGUGGAAAGGAAAUUUCACAGGCACUUCUCAAAGCUAUAGAAGAGUCGAGAAUUGCCAUCAUUAUACUCUCUCAAAACUAUGCAUCAUCCACAUGGUGCUUAGACGAGCUGAUGAAGAUUCUUGAUUGUAACAAAACAAGGCAACAAAUCAUUCUACCUGUGUUUUACAACGUAGAUCCAUCAGAAGUACGACAUGAAAGAAAGAGUUUUGGAGAAGCAUUUGCAAAACAUCAACAUAGGUUUAAUGAUGACAUGAAGGUGCAGAGGUGGAAGGAAACACUCGAAGAGGUGGCCAACUUGUCCGGGUUUCAUUUAGGGAACAGGAACGAAUCUGAAUUCAUCAACGAAAUUGUUGAAGAGGUUUCGAGAAUAGUAAAUCGUAUAUACUUAAGCGUUGCCAAGUAUCCAGUUGGAAUAGAGUUUUAUAUAAAAGAUAUUAAUUUGCUUCUAAGUAUUGGGAUGAAUGACAGACGCAUGAUAGGGAUCCUUGGAGUUGGUGGAAUUGGAAAGACAACCAUCGCCAAAGCAAUCUACAACUCAAUUGCUUAUCAGUUUGAAGCUAGCUGUUUUCUUGCAAAUAUUCGAGAAACUUCAAAUCGAGAGGGUGGUCUAAUGCACCUACAGGAGACACUUCUUUAUGAGAUCUUAGGAGACUCUAAGAAUUUCAAAGUUGGGAGUGUUGAUAGGGGAAUCAAUGUGAUAAAGCAUAGGCUUUGCUCUAAAAAGAUUCUAUUGAUUCUUGACGAUGUGGAUAAGUUAGUCCAAUUAGAAACUCUAGCCGGAGAUCAUGAUUGGUUUGGUUUAGGAAGUAGAAUCAUCAUAACAACAAGAGAUCAAAAUUUAUUGACUAGUCAUGGAGUUGAUUCAACUUACAAGAUGAAUGAGUUGGAUCACGACAAAGCUCUUCAGCUCUUUAGUUUACAUGCCUUCAAGAGAGAAAAGCCUAUGGAUGAUUAUGCGGAACUAACAGAAGAUGCUGUAGGAUAUGCAGGGGGUCUUCCACUAGCUUUAACGGUUCUAGGUUCAGAUCUAAAAGGUAGAAGCAUACAUCAAUGGAAAAGUGCAUUGGAUAAGCUCAAGAGAAUUCCUAACAAAGAUAUUCAAAUGAUACUUGGAACAAGUUAUGAAGGAUUGGAUGAUAAUGAGAAGGAUAUUUUCCUUGAUAUUGCUUGUUUCUUCAAAACAAAAGAUGUAGAUUAUGUCAUCAAAGUAUUAGAUAGUUGUGGUUUCUUUCCAGAUGAUGGUAUUCCAAGGCUUAUGGAUAAGUGUCUCAUAAGUGUUGACGAGCAUGGAAAAUUGUGGAUGCAUGACUUGCUACAAGAUAUGGGUAGAGAAAUUGUUCGACAAGAAUCACCUAAAGAACCUGGCAAACGUAGUAGAUUAUGGUUUCAUGAAGAUGUUUGUUCUGUACUAGAAGAAAAUACGGUAACAAACAAAAUUGAAGGGAUAUUGAUAGAUUUGCCAGAACGAGACUUGAUAUGCUUAGGUUCCAAAGCAUUCAUGAAGAUGAAAAGACUCAGAAUAUUUAUAAAUCGCAAUGCAUGUUUAUCCGGAGGGCCUAAUUACCUUUCUAAUGAGUUAAGCUUGCUUGAUUUGGGUGAAUGUCCUUUGCAAUCUAUGCCAUCCAAUUUUCAUGGAAAAAAGCUCAUUGAAUUUAGGAUGCAGCAUAGCCUCGUAAAGGAGUUGAGGGAUGGAUUCAAGCCCAAGAAUUUGACGACUAUGAAUUUCAAUUAUUGUAACUUCUUAGAAAAGAUUCCGGAUCUUUCAAGCAUCUCAAAUUUGAAGGAAUUGAGUGUACAAAGUUGUAGAAGAUUAGUUGAGGUGCAUGAUUCCGUUGGAUCUUUGGAAAAUCUUUCUAAGUUGGAUUUUCUAGGAUGCUCUAAACUCCAAAUCCUUCCAAGAAGCCUCAAUUUGAGAUCUUUAAGUUGGCUUAAUUUUAGUGAGUGCUCAAGCCUUCGUUAUCUUCCUGAAAUCGAGUGUAAAAUGGAAUGUUUAAGAGGGUUGUGUCUAAGAAACACCGCAAUAGAAGAACUACCUUUAUCCAUUGGGACUCUGGUUGGACUUGACUUUCUAGAUCUAUCGGCCUGCCAAAACCUCCUGCGUCUCCCAAUUGCUUGCAUUCAGUUGCAACAUUUACACCACCUUUAUAUUGGUAGUUGUCCAAAUCUUGUACGUGAAGAACUACUUCAUGAAUUGGCAUCUCCAACGAAUUCAAGCAAUGGAACUAGCACUGCAUUACAAGUAUCGAAUCUUCAAAUUAGUUGUUCCCAUUCAGAAUCAAAUUUCUUUCCAAUAUCUAGUUUCUUUACCAUGUUUAACUCCGCUGCCAGUUUGAGUCAUUUAGAACUAUCGGGGACUGAAAUUGUUAGCCUUCCCACGAGCAUCAAAGAAUUCGUUGCACUAAUUAAGCUUUCCUUGUGCUGUUGGGAGAAACUUGAAGAAAUAAUAGAGCUUCCACCAAAUAUAAGCCACGUAGAUGUUAGUGGAUGCAAGUCACUAGAAAGAUUUUCGGAAGUAUCAAAAAUAUUGGAAUUCAAUGGAAGCCACAUCAGAUCGCUACAAGAAAUUGAGUUGUCCGACUGCGACAAAAUGCAUGUGAAUAUAUGGAAUGAUAAAGUGCAAAAUCCAUUAUUGUGGAAGGGAGUCUAUGAAUAUGAUGCUACUUUGUUUCCAGAAAAUCAGAUUCCAGAGUGGUUGAGUUAUGUUCACGAGUUUUUAAAAGAUGAUGAUGAUGGCAGACGUAGGGGAGAAGAAGAGUGGGUAAUAGAUAUUGAGGGGCCACACUAUUUGGAGGAGAUAAGCGGAAUUGUAUUAUCUCUUGUAAUGUUUUUUAAAGAUGAUUUUGUUGAUGAUAUUGGUUGUGAUGCUAAGAUAACCACUAACGGCUCAAAUCAUGUAUGUUGUACUGAAGAAAGGGUAAAAUUGGUUCAUACUGGUCGUUCGUACACAAAAGAGAGAAAUACGCCUAGAUAUGUUGUAUGGGUGGGGUACUCCAAUUUACAAUCUUUUGAACUAAAGGUUUUGGACAAUUUGCAAGUUCAAUUUGAUCUCCAUCAUCGUUACCCUUGGAUAGUGCCGUUUUAUAAAAGUUGCAGAGCCAAAGUGGUAUACAAGAAUGAAAAGAGAGCAAAUAAAAAAAAAAGAAAAAUGGUGGAAGGACAACUUGAAGAGGCACUUUCAGGUGGAAUUAUAUUUCCGGACUUUACAUAUGCAAUUUGGAGUUAUAAUGAUACGGUCACUUUGUAUAUGCAAUUCUGGCUAUUGAGUCUAUGUGGUAAAUUCCUUUCAAAUUUUUUGUCUUUUUUAACCGAGUGUGACAACUAUAACUUCAAAAUUGGUAUUCUUCUGACUGAAAAAUGUGAUGUCUUAUUUGCUUUAGAGUCGGGAAGGAAUUCUUGACUUUAGGUUUCUCAAGUUUGCUGUUGAUAAGAUUAUGAGUAUUCUUUUAUAUUUUUGGAGAAAUCAAACCAGGUAUCGAAUAUAGGAAUUGAGUACUCAUAAUAUUUUUGUUCUUUUUUAAUUAAAUAGACUUGCACCGUAUGGGAGUUU
Molecule: messenger RNA, 3885 nt
Organism: Juglans microcarpa x Juglans regia
Lineage: Eukaryota; Viridiplantae; Streptophyta; Magnoliopsida; Fagales; Juglandaceae
Product: disease resistance protein RUN1-like
Exons: 8
Coding region: 139-3735 (1198 amino acids)
Biological process (GO): defense response; signal transduction
Molecular function (GO): ADP binding; ATP hydrolysis activity
Source: RefSeq, a predicted model, not a curated record